Molecule: messenger RNA, 1815 nt
Organism: Nanorana parkeri
Lineage: Eukaryota; Metazoa; Chordata; Amphibia; Anura; Dicroglossidae
Gene: SLC2A9
Product: solute carrier family 2 member 9
Exons: 14
Coding region: 1-1815 (604 amino acids)
Biological process (GO): monosaccharide transmembrane transport
Cellular component (GO): membrane
Molecular function (GO): hexose transmembrane transporter activity
Source: RefSeq, a predicted model, not a curated record
AUGAGGUGUGGGAUGAAGGAGGACCGCGGCGCGCCUGCGCGAGGCGACGACGGAGACGUUCCCCAGACGUCACCGCGUUCCCACGGAGAGCUGGGGCUAUCGAUCCCCGCCGCGCCUGCGCAUGACCGCGACGGCCACCUGCACCUGGUCCCUGCAGUGCUCGCCUAUUACAAAAGGUUUCAUAUGAUCCGCUCCUCCAUACUUCUGGACACUUGUGCACCAGGACAUCCUGAAACCAUGGCUAACAACGAGAAGGAAGGGAAACACAAGAAGGACUUUACAUGGCAGCUUAUAAUGGCUUCUCUUGUUGGUGCUCUGGGGUCAUCCUUCUUAUACGGUUAUAAUUUAUCUGUUGUGAAUGCCCCUGCAUUGUACAUAAGAGAACUGUACAAUGAAAGUUGGUCGCGGAGAUAUGAUCAGACCAUAAGUAGUAACACUAUCUCCAUUCUGUGGUCUGUUACUGUAUCGAUCUUUGCCAUUGGAGGUCUUGUUGGGGCACUGCUUGUGACACCAAUGGUGAACCAACUGGGCAGAAAAAGAACACUGCUCCUCAACAAUUUGUUUGCAAUAUUAGCAGCAUUAUUGAUGUCCUUAGCGAAUCUAGCAGACAUUCCUGAAAUGGUCAUCAUCGGUCGCUUUAUUAUGGGAGUGGAUGGAGGUAUAGCACUCAGUACUCUACCAAUGUACCUUAAUGAGAUCUCACCAAAGAGAAUCCGUGGGUCUCUUGGACAGGUUACUGCAAUCUUGAUCUGUGUAGGAGUGUUCACGGGUCAAGUGCUUGGUCUGCCAGAAAUAUUUGGACAGGAAUCCCGAUGGCCCUGCUUAUUUGGAUUUAUUCUUAUCCCAGCGGCGAUACAGCUAAUGGUUUUACCAUUUUUCCCAGAGAGUCCACGCUACCUCCUCCUCGAUAAGCAAGACACCAAGAAAGCAGAGAAAGCUUUCCGCACAUUCCGUGGAAGAAAGGAUGUUUCCAAAGAUAUAGAAGAUGUGUUGGCAGAAACACGGAUACAAAGGAACAUCCGCACGGUCUCUGUCAUCGAACUUUUCAAGACACGUUCUGUUAGAUGGCAGAUUAUAACCGUUAUUAUCACCAUGGCCUCAUAUCAGCUGUGCGGCCUCAAUGCUAUAUGGUUCUACACCAACAGCAUAUUUGAGGCAUCAGGUAUUGAGCGUCGUACCAUUCCAUAUAUUACCCUCUCCACAGGUGGCAUAGAAAUUCUGGCUGCUGUUGUAUCUGGCAUAACUAUUGAAAAACUUGGAAGAAGAAUUCUUCUGAUUGGUGGAUUUGGGUUGAUGACGCUGUUUUUUAGCAUUUUGACUAUAUCAUUAACUUUCCAGGACAGUGCAUCAUGGCUUCCAUACAUUAGCAUAGUGUCCAUUCUUGGUGUAAUCGCAUCUUUCUGCAUUGGACCAGGUGGAAUUCCCUUUGUCCUGGUUGGCGAAUUUUUUCAGCAAUCUCAGCGUCCUGCAGCCUUUAUGAUCGCAGGCACAGUCAACUGGAUCAGCAACUUCGCUGUUGGACUUCUUUUUCCUUUAAUCCGGGACAGCUUGAAAAAUUACUGUUUCCUGGUCUUUGCUGUGAUCUGCUUGCUCGGUGCCCUCUAUCUCUAUUUCGUUUUGCCUGAAACAAAAAACAAAACAUUUCAUGAAAUUGACCAAGCUUUUGCCAAAAUUAAUAAAAUGUCCACGGCAGUAAACGAUUCAGAGAAAUACUGGAGUGCAGAGAAGACUGUUGAACAGACUGAGAAUACUAAAGCUCACACAGAUAAUGCUGAUCACAACAGUAUGGAGAUGGAUCACAUAAAUAAGAUGUGA